CCACAAAUACAGUACCAGUCACCCCCGCUGACCAAGGAAGGGGUGUAUGUGUUGUGUGAUUGUACAUGUUUCUUUGGUUGAGAAGAGGACUUUCCUGCCCUGGAUUGAUAUAUAUGACUGCACCCUACUGUUGUUUCCUCCAUCUGAUGCCUGGGAUUUCCUGAACCUGGAGUUCAACAGCUGACUCACACAAGCCUGGAAUUCCUAAAUUGAGGACCUGCAAUAGAACUAAAGUUUUCAGACGACAGCCGUCGUCAGGAACCACGCACUGCUUUGUGAGUUUCUUGUGCGCGAUAGCUGCCCAUACGUUGGUGGAGCACUCCAGAUGACGCUUCCUCACACAUGCCAGGACAUCGGCGUUUAUCGGAGCUGGACAUGGAGAGAAUUUAAUUUAAGCUCAACAGGAUCAAUUAUUCACAAGGGCAUAAUUUAGCCGCCUAUCAUGAUGAGGAUAGAGGAAGAGAGACUCCUGCUGUUUCUUCUUUUGCUGCUGGUCUCCUUCCUGCAGAGGGUUCAGUCUGCCAAGUCCUCCCAUCACCAUGAUUCUCGCCGCCAUUCACGAGAGCACCAAAACCAUCGGCAGCACCAGAACAUCACACUGGCCAUCAUCCUACCACAGAAGAACACUGCUUACCCCUGGGCCUGGCCCCGUGUGGGGCCAGCUGUGAACCGAGCCAUCGACACUAUCAACGCUGACCCGACGCUCCUCCCCAAUCAUCAGCUGGUUUACCUAUUUGAGAACAGUGAGAACAAGCAGGGCAUCUGCUCCGAGUCCAUCGCCCCGCUUAUGGCAGUAGACCUCAAGUUUGCGCACAACCCCUGGGCGUUCAUUGGGCCAGGCUGUGUGUAUACCUCAUCACCAGUGGGCCUUUUCACAACCCACUGGGAUAUCCCCAUGGUAACCGCUGGUGCCCCGGCUGUGGGCUUCAAUGGCAUCAACUUGUACCCGUCCAUUACCAACACGGGCCCCACACACAAGAAGCUGGGAACGUUUGGCCUCCACAUCUGCAAGCACUUUGGCUGGCAGGAGCAGCUGCUGCUCAUGUUCAGUGACAACAAAACCGAUGACCGGCCGUGCUACUUUGCUAUUGAGGGGCUUUACACAGAGCUUAAAUCCAACAACAUCACCACAAUGGACCUGGUGUUUGAAGAGAAUGUCGUGCCAGUCAACUACUCUGACCUGCUCCACACCAUCAGCCAAAGUGGCCGAGUUGUGUUUGUGUGUUGCUCUCAGCAUAUAUUCAGGCAGCUCAUGGUUAACUUCAAGCAGGCAGGACUUCCUCAAGAGGAGUUUGUCUUCUUCUACAUUGACUUGUUUGGACAAAGCCUGGACUCCCAGAAUGCUCAACCAUGGGCCAGAGGGGACCAAAAUGACCCUAUCGCCAAGGAGGCCUUCCAGAGUGUGAAGAUCCUCACCUACAGUGAACCACAAAACCCUGAAUAUAAAGACUUUGUGAGAAACCUAAAGACAGAUGCCAAGAGAAUGUUCAACUUUACAGUGGAUGACUCACUGAUGAACAUCAUUUCUGGAGGAUUCUACGAUGGGUUGAUGCUUUACUCUCAUGCCCUGAACGAGACGAUGACAACAUCAGAGGACAGACCUGUGGGGAAGAACGUAACCAGAAGGAUGUGGAACCGCACCUACAAUGGUGUGACAGGUUUGGUGCAGAUAGAUGAGAAUGGGGACAGAGAGACCGACUUUGCCCUCUGGGACAUGACUGAAACAGACACCAGUAAUUUCCAGAUCGUCCAGGUGUUCAACGGCUCUCAGAAGAAGCUGAUGGCUGUAUCAGGAAAAAGGAUUCACUGGCCAGGGGGCUCUGCUCCUCUGGACGUCCCCGUCUGCGGCUUCAAGAAGGACAACCCAGCCUGCCUCGCACGAACCAUCACCAUUCUCCAGAUGGUCACAAUUGUGGUGUUCUUCAUCAUUAUCAUCAUCCUCACCAUAUCUGUCUUCAUAUACAGGAAGUUGAAGCUUGAGGAGGAGUUGGUGGCUCAGCUGUGGAGGAUCUCCUGGGAGGAUAUUCAGAUGAGCAACCUGGAAAAAUUAGUGCGGAGCGCAGGCAGCAAGUUCACCUUGUCCCUGAGGGGCUCCAACUACGGUUCUUUACUAACUGGAGAUGGAAACUUUCAGGUGUUCGCUAAAACGGGCUACUACAAGGGGAACCUAGUAGCCAUCAAGAACAUCAACAGGAAACGCAUUGAGCUAACCCGAAAUGUGCUGUUUGAACUGAAACAUAUGCGUGAUGUUCAGAACGAGCACCUGACCCGCUUCAUCGGAGCCUGUAUCGACCCUCCCAACAUCUGCAUCAUCACAGAGUACUGCCCCCGGGGCAGCCUGCAGGACAUCAUGGAAAACGAAAGCAUCACGCUGGAUUGGAUAUUCAAAUACUCUUUAAUCAACGACAUUGUCAAGGGCAUGGCGUUCCUCCACAACAGUGUCAUCAUCUCCCAUGGCAACCUGAAGUCAUCCAACUGCGUGGUUGAUAACCGCUUUGUGUUGAAGAUCACAGACUACGGCCUGUCCAGUUUCCGUGCCGGGAGCGACACAGAUGACGAUGCCCAUUCUUACUAUGCCCGGAAGCUGUGGAUGGCCCCUGAACUGCUGAGAGUGGACUGUCCCCCACCUGGUGGCACCCAGAAGGCUGAUGUCUACAGCUUUGGUGUUGUUCUCCAGGAGGUGGCGCUGCGCCAUGGAGCCUUCUAUCUGGAGGGGGAACCUCUCAGUCCCAAAGAGAUAGUGGACCGGGUCAUUCUAGGGGAGUGGCCGUACCUGCGGCCUUCAGUCAACCCUCAGAUGCACAGCAAGGAGCUGGGCCAACUCAUGCAGCGCUGCUGGGCAGAGGAGCCCAGCGAAAGGCCCGAGUUCAACCACAUCAAACUUCUGCUGCACAAACAGAACAGGGAGUGCAGCACUAACAUCCUGGAUAACCUGCUGUCCCGUAUGGAGCAGUAUGCAAACAACCUGGAGGAGCUGGUGGAGGAGAGAACGCAGGCCUACCAUGAGGAGAGACGCAAGGCUGAGGCCCUGCUCUACCAGAUACUACCACAUUCAGUGGCCGAGCAGCUGAAGAGAGGGGAGACGGUGCAGGCAGAGGCCUUUGACUCCGUCACCAUCUACUUCAGUGACAUAGUGGGCUUCACUGCCAUAUCAUCCGAGAGCACGCCCAUGCAGGUGGUGACCCUUCUCAAUGACCUCUACACCUGCUUCGAUGCCAUCAUAGACAACUUUGACGUUUACAAGGUGGAGACCAUCGGUGAUGCAUACAUGGUGGUGUCCGGCCUGCCUGUAAGGAAUGGGAAGCUGCACGGCAGAGAAAUCGCCCGCAUGGCUCUGGCUCUGCUCGAUGCCGUGCGCACCUUCAAGAUCCGCCACCAGCCAGACCAGCAGCUCAAACUGCGCAUUGGCAUCCACAGUGGUCCGGUGUGUGCAGGAGUGGUGGGGCUGAAGAUGCCACGGUAUUGUCUGUUUGGAGACACAGUCAACACCUCCUCAAGGCUGGAGUCCAAUGGUGAAGCUCUGAAGAUUCAUGUGUCUGCUGCCACGCGUGACGUCCUCCAGGAGUUCAACUGCUUCCAGCUGGAGCUGAGAGGAGACGUGGAGAUGAAGGGCAAGGGGAAGAUGACUACCUAUUGGCUACUGGGGGAGAGCAAAAUCCAAGAGUUAACAAGCUAAAGGGACAACACCAAGGAAAGAAGCGCAGGAGGCCAGAAAAGGGAUGAAUUUCAUGAUUGAAGAGGGUUGGAGGCAAACACGAGAAAAUUAAGUGGAGCCAUUGAUUGAAGUGGCCUGGUGCAGGAAUGAUUUGCAGAGGGAGAAAGAUGAGGUCAAGGAUGAAGGAAAAUGAGGAUGUGGAGAACCUUGGUCACUUCAUCCCUCCUUCAGUUGUCUAGAUUCUAAGGAGAUAUAGUUAGUGUUUAUUUCAUGUUAUGUUUGUUCGUGUUUUUAGUUUUCUUUUCUAUGUUUGAGGUUCUGAAUGAAACACUAAUGGUAUUGUUGUAUUUUAAUGAACAUGUGAUAUUUCAUUCAUUUCCAUGGCACUGUGUGUGAUCAUUCAUUCCCAGACCCAACCAGAUGGUAGUCUAUUUUUGGGUGUUUGUAUAGUACUGAAUAUCUUGGGAUAUGAUUUCUUUACAGUCAUAUCAGUCAUAUUAUUUUGUACAAUACAGAUGUUGUUUAUCUCUUAAUAGAUUAUUUUUUUAUUGCCUGAAGGGCAAGUCACAGAAAUGCACUUAAAAAACAUAAAAAUACUCUGGUGAAAUAAAGAAAAGCAUCCAAUUUCUUUGACAGCAUAUACUGUUUGAUUAUUCACAGUAAAAGUAUGAAUGAGUCUGUCUAAUCUGAGUUCAGUGUAAUUCAUUGUGGGUUUCAAACACACAUACUGCUUAUAUCAUACACAUUGAAAUUGGGAUGACUGAGCAGCAUGUCCUGAACAGGGAUCAGUAGGGACUCACUAGACAUGUCUGAAAUGCUGGAACUAUGAUCAUUAUCUUAGGAAAAUGAUGGACAAGACACCGCAACACAAACUGAGCGAUCAUUUCAUAAAAGGUCACUAGCAGGGAACUCUUACAGGGUUUGGUGUUCAUAAUAACCUGUGACUUUGAGACUUGAGAGUCAAUGGUAUGUUGUUUUUUUUGCAAGAUCAAGGCAGUGGUGUUCACCAUCUGUUCAGAAGUCUUGAAUAGGUCAAAAAUGUAUAUAAGACAUUAUAUAUCCACUUCAUGUGAAGGCAUAUGUUUUCUGUUCAUUGGGUUUUUCUGAUAUAAUCAGUAAAUACACAAACAUUUACAACUGGUUGUUUUACAUUGUUUAUGUGUACGUGUUUAAUGUCAGUUAAUCCCAAGCAUGUGUGUGAGAAAGGCAUUAUUAGAAGGUUUAAACAACGUGCC
Molecule: messenger RNA, 4890 nt
Organism: Esox lucius (northern pike)
Lineage: Eukaryota; Metazoa; Chordata; Actinopteri; Esociformes; Esocidae
Gene: npr1b
Product: natriuretic peptide receptor 1b
Exons: 23
Coding region: 443-3676 (1077 amino acids)
Biological process (GO): intracellular signal transduction; cGMP biosynthetic process; protein phosphorylation
Cellular component (GO): membrane
Molecular function (GO): guanylate cyclase activity; peptide receptor activity; protein kinase activity
Source: RefSeq, a predicted model, not a curated record